This is a messenger RNA of Macrosteles quadrilineatus (aster leafhopper), 4166 nucleotides long. RefSeq names its product ectonucleoside triphosphate diphosphohydrolase 5 (gene NTPase). Gene Ontology annotation, cellular component: membrane. Gene Ontology annotation, molecular function: GDP phosphatase activity; UDP phosphatase activity. Gene Ontology annotation, biological process: nucleoside diphosphate catabolic process. The transcript has 12 exons. NCBI's taxonomy places the organism in Eukaryota, Metazoa, Arthropoda, Insecta, Hemiptera, Cicadellidae. Bases 391 to 1833 code for a protein of 480 amino acids. The record is from RefSeq and is a predicted model, not a curated record.
GAAUAGUCCGUCGUCAUGUGUGCUCCAACGUAACAACCCUAGGCCUACCUUCCAAGUUUGUGAUAAUAUAAUUAGUAUUGUUUCAAAAUGAUAGUAUUCUUUUAGUUUAUUCUUAAUUUUCUUUUACAAUACUAUACCUUUCUUCCAUUUAAAAUCUUUAGUAUGCACUGGUAAUGGCACCACUUUGUGGUUAUUUAGUGUUUGCAAAAUGUUGAGGUUAUGCUGGGGAAUCCAAGAACAUAGGCCUAGCCUACAAGGCACUUAGCAUUUUUGUAACCUUGUUAUUUUUUUUACGCCAACAAAAGAUUGCUUUGUGUUAUUUUUUUUUUUUAUUAAUAAUUACCAAAAAGUUGAAAAGUCAAGUUAGGCUAAGCCUAGGAUAUCAGUGAAAUGUCAUCUCUCAUCCAUCUAGCAAGGAAUCCCAGGUAUCCCACCUAUGAAAAGUUGGAACUGCAAGAUGAAGGGUCCCCAACAGCUCCAAGACGAGUUAAGGUUUAUGGUCCGAGCCGUUCACAAAAGCGUUGCCUCGUAUACUCAACCAUUUUUCUACUCAUCACAUUAGUUUUCGGUUACUUACUUAUCCUCUUAUCUACUUCACAUAAGACUGGAGCGAUAGACUCCAUCCUACUGACAUUGGGGCUACACAAGAGUGUUUACGCUAUCGUUAUAGAUGCUGGAAGCACUGGUUCUAGAGUCCUAGCUUUAUCCUUCCAUCAAUCUUUGCUAGAUAGCAGUUUGAAAUUAGAUGAUGAGUUAUUCGUUGAAGUGAUGCCAGGACUCUCGGCAUAUGCUGCAGAACCACAUAAAGCAAAAGAGCAGAUUGAAAUACUGCUAGAGAAGGCGGAGACAUUCAUUCCGGAGAAGUAUUGGUCAAGCACACCUCUAGUGUUGCGGGCGACAGCUGGACUUAGACUGCUGCCGGAGGAACAAGCCAAUGAGCUAUUGCAUCAGGUCCGUAUUUUGUUUGAAGAGUCGCCGUUCCACACAACGGAUAAUUCUGUAGCGAUCAUGGAUGGUUCCGACGAAGGAUUGUUUGCAUGGGUCAACGUAAACUUCCUUCUAGACAGGUUGUUCGGAGAGCCGAGGCAGAUGUUGGUAGCCCUGGACCUCGGUGGAGGAUCUACGCAGAUCACGUUUCCUCUAAUCUCGGAAAAAGAACACUCACAAUACUCGAGUGAGGAUGUUCACCCAAUGCAGAUGUUUGGUCACAAGCUGUUUGUGUAUAGUCACAGCUAUCUUGGACUAGGGCUGAACGCUGCUCGUAAGGAGAUACUUCUUCAUGGAAACCCGACAGGAGCUACGCACCUGGCCAGCGAGUGUGUGAACCCUAUCAUCAAGAACAAGAGCUUAACCUACGCAGGGGUUGAGUACAAAGUGAGUGGCCCAUUAAAUCCAGAAGUUCUGAAAAAGAAGAGAAAAAAUAUUGAAGGGGGCGUUGAAGAAACCCCUAUAGUGAGAGUUAAGGAAUGCUCUGACAUUAUAAAAAACUAUAUCAGCAGACAGAAUAUGUUGAAGCCUACUGAACUUCAAAAUUUUGAAAUUAUCGCAUUUUCCUACUUCUUUGACAGAGCGACUGAAGUAGGGCUUAUAGAUCCCUUUACUGGAGGAACAGUUACUUUAAAAGAUUUGAAGAGGGAAGCCACUAAUUCUUGCCUAGACCCAAAUGUGGACAGACCCUUCAUGUGUGUUGAUCUUCUAUUUAUAACUAUUCUAUUAGAAGACGGAUACGGUAUGACUCCCGACACAAAAAUUAAGAUCGUAAAACGCAUCGACGGCCAUGAGGUCAGCUGGUCAUUGGGUGCGGCAUUCCACAUCCUCCAGAACGGAGUAUAACAACGACUAGAUUUAGGUGAAUUUUACCACUUGAGACCAUUGUGCCUUUACAACACACAUGGCUGUUUUACUAACUUGUAGGCUUAAUAGGUGAUAUUUUUUAGAGUGUUUUAUUUUUAUGAGAAACUAUUACAAUUUAAAUAUAUUGAAAACUCAUUGAAGUUCUGCAAAGAAUAGUUAAGACUGCCAAUGCUUGUGGCGAUUUGUAUAGUUGAAAAAGCGAAAGUUUCCUAGUAAGGAGGGAGGAUGUUGUUUUUUUACUGUUUAUGAAACCUACUGUCCUAGUUUUUUGUAUAAAAUAUUUGUGUAAUUAACGCUUGGGAAACUCUUAUAGAAUGGUCCUUGAUACUGGUUGUGCUCACAAACAAUACAUCACAAAAGUAGAAAUUUUCGUGGUCUUCAACCAAAGUGGUCAGACCCAGGUGAGCCAGUGACUAUGAAAAUUUCUACUUUUGUGAUGUUUAUUUUAUGUGUCUCUAUGGACUUAUUUUAAGGUAGACCUGCUUUCCUGUCAAUUUCCUUUACUAUAAACACUUUUUUCAGUUAGCUAAAUGAUGAUUUUCAGUCGAUAAAUAAAUAGUCUUCAAAUGCAUUUAAUUACAAUUCAAAAGUCAGAUUUGUUUAAGCCCGUUUCUUCCUCCUCCUCCAUGUUACCAAGUACCAUCGAAUGCUGUUACAAAAGUGACCAAUGCUCUGUGUUGUUUUUACAUCAGCUUUUUAGUGUAAGAUUGUAAAAAAAAAACACAAAAAUUAACUAGACCUUCUUAUACAUCUGAAAAAUGUACUUACGUUAAGUUAACACUUAGAAUCUAUAAGUUGUUCCAAUAAUUAUUUGAAAGGUCGCUUUAAACACUUAAAAUAAUAUUUUAAGAAUCAAUGUUAUUUCAAUUCUUUAAAAACUUUGGUUGUUUCUCUCAAAAUUUAUAGCUUUAGUCUUUUUUUUUUUUUUUUGCUAGUGUUUAUUUACCUUAGGCCGCGGUUUGCAUUGAUUUGCCAUCGGCCCGAGGGAUAAUUGCUAACUCCAUUGAAAACAACGCUUUAUAUCAUGUUUUCAAAAUCAAGACAAGAAGGUUAUGUAUUGAUAAUGUGUAGCUAAAUAAAUAAUGUUAGUCUUAUCAUGAACACUUGUCAUGCUCAAAACCAUUCCAUGAUUUGGUGCUAACUGUAGCCUAUUGUUGAUUGAAAUUAUGUCUUAACUGCAUCGGUUGAAUUAUCUUAGAUUAACCAGUUCAAAAUUUUUGAAGUUAUCUUUUCUUUAAGAUUACUAAUUAAUAAAGCCCAUGAAAAUUUUCUUUAAACGCCAAUUAUGUCUUAAGGUAGACAUAAUUAAAUUAAAUUUACAUUAUUGAUGUUUUGAACAAAGCAUUUGGUUAAAUUUAUAUUGUAAUUUGAAUGUUUUUCUUUUAGCGAAUUUUCUAUAUAGGGAAUAACUCCGAAUAAGCUAUUACCAUAUGUCUUAUGGUAAGACCUAAACAUAGGCCAGUUCACUUUUUCGUUUUGAUAUCCCCAGAGGCCAAAAAACCAUCCGGUCAAAUUUAAAUAUAUAUGAUAUAAGUGUGUGUUUGUGUGUGUCCGUUUGCACCAUAACUCGAGUAAAAAUCGUCCAAUUUUGAUGAAAUUCUUAAAUUGAUACAAACGUGUAAACCUGUAUUUAUUCAAAUGAGUUUGUGAGCCAACAUGAUUGGACAUGGAUGGUUAAAUAUAUAACUUAACUUAUAACUAACUAAAUAUAUUGUAUCGUUAUACUUACUACCAGUAAAUUUGUAUGGUCUCGUUAACAUUAAAUUGUAAUACACUAUGUCAAUUUUAAGUAUGAGAUGUUAGUGAAAUUUGUACUCCAAAGUUUAGAAUGUCUAUUUUUGAAUUGCCUGAUAUUCAAUUCAAUUUGUUACUAGUUAUAAAUUGUUAUCAUAAAAAUCUGUACUACGUUGAAAUUUAGAUAAUUUAUCUAUUAAUAAGUUUAAAAUUACUUAACUCACUUGUGUUAGCCAAUAUAAGUAUAAUUGCUGUUAAGGUUUUACUAAUAUUCAAGAACAAUCUUUUUUUGUACGUUUUCUAAAAUGUUACACUUUUAUGUGAGGGAUUCACUAUUUAUAUUGAGGUUUCCUUUUGAAAUGUAUUUUUUCGUAAAUAUAUGUGUUUAAAUUAAAAGUUUUAUUUUGUGUGUCAAAUGCUGUAAAAUUUACGCUGAUACAGGGUAUAAAUGGAAUUUAAAUGUUAAAUGUUGUUUUCUAAAAGAAAAAUAAUUAUAAUAGAGAGACAAUCAGUGUAGUAUUGUUGAAUGUUUUCAUCGAAGAUGUUUUGAAUAAAUGUUUGUUGUUAUUAAUUUGAAA